UGCGAAGACAGAAUUUUCAUAUUUGAAAGGGUUCGAUAUCGAUAUUGGGAAACGAAUCAAGGUCAAAAAACUCAGUCUAAUAGUUGAAAUUUAAAAAUUUUAUUAAUUCAAUCCGAUUGGUUUCGUUUUGUUAUGGUUCGGUUCUAUAUCAUCAAACCAAUCGGUUUGGUCCUAAAGAUAAUUAUAAAUAUUCACCAACACCAGUGUUAAACACAUAUCAACAAACCUAAAGUUAGAUAAACAAAGAGAAAAUGGCAAAGGCUAUCGUUUCCAUCUUCGUUGUCUUUUUCAUCUUCUUCUUAGUCAUUUCCGAUGUGCCGGAGAUAGAAGCGCAAGGUAACGAGUGCUUGAAAGAAUACGGAGGUGAUGUUGGUUUCGGCUUUUGUGCGCCUCGGAUAUUUCCGACGAUUUGUUACACAAGAUGCCGUGAGAACAAGGGAGCUAAAGGUGGAAGAUGCCGUUGGGGACAGGGCAGUAACGUCAAAUGCUUAUGCGACUUCUGCGACGAUACUCCACAGUAAAAUCUAAAGCAAUCGCUAAUCAAUGCACUAAGGCUGCCAUAGACGCAAUUAUUAUACACGUUGUCUUUACGUACAUUCACAAGUUUUAGUCAUGGUUUGUGUAAUAAAUGAAUGUGAAUGGUCUAUCCAAGUGAUGUAAUGUGAAAUCAGAAAUAAUGAAAGUGUGACUUUUGCUACUACAAUCAUGUUUUGGUAAUACAAUUUGACUAAGAAAGAAGAAACGUGCGAGUUUGGUUGCCU
Arabidopsis thaliana (thale cress) is the source of this 761-nucleotide messenger RNA. It is a transcript of the gene TI1, whose product is annotated as trypsin inhibitor protein 1. Gene Ontology annotation, biological process: defense response. Bases 252 to 521 code for a protein of 89 amino acids. The record is from RefSeq and is marked reviewed. Gene Ontology annotation, cellular component: extracellular region. Gene Ontology annotation, molecular function: sodium channel inhibitor activity; ion channel inhibitor activity. The transcript is spliced from 2 exons. Lineage: Eukaryota; Viridiplantae; Streptophyta; Magnoliopsida; Brassicales; Brassicaceae.